AAAACAUGUGAUCAUUAAUGUUUUGUUUUAAGUUAUUUCAUUUUUUUUACAAAUGUUUUGAAUCAUGAAAAAUGUCAGAACUAAAAAAAAAGAUUUAUGCUAUUAAGGUGUUAGGUAUCAUUCAAGUUAUUAUCAGCAUUUUAUCAGUAGCAUUAGGAAUAAGUGAAGUUGCUACUGCUAACACUAAUGAGUGGUCAGGAAACUCUGGAGCAGGAAUUUGGGGAGGCAUAUGGAUUGGUAUCACUGGUAUUUUAGGAAUACUUUUAGCUUCAUCUAAAAAUAAUAAUUGCUUGAAUGGAACUCAUUUAAGUUUUUGCAUUAUCACAAUGGUGGUUACUUGGAUCAACGGUAUCAUAUACAUUGCUUUUAUAAGUUACACAAACAAUUGUUGGAGUUUGGAUACUUUUAGUGGCUAUAGAUUUGGAUGCAAUUAUAAAUUUUCAGCUGCUCGUGGAAUAUCUGGAACGCUUCUUAUGUUAAUGAUAAUAGAAUUUGCAAUUGCUCUUACAGCAUCUAUUUUAAGCUGUCAAACGCACAAUAGUUGCUGUGGUAAAUCAAAAGAAACAGGACUCGUUAUUGCACAACAACAAGUAAUUCCGAAUAAUGCUACAAUUCCUACAAUGCACCCUAAUCAAGUUCAAAACUUUAUCGCACAACCAGUUAAUCAACCUGUAUACUAUCAACCAAAUCAUGCUCAACACACAGGAGCUUCUACAAACGUUACAAUAACAUUGCAACCUAACCAAAAUCCAAUUUACAGACAGUCAGUAAGUCAAUCAAUAUAUUAUCAUCCAGCUCAAGCCAAUCUUACACUUGUUCGUCCAGCAAAUGAACAAAUACGCGAGCUUCCUCCUGCAUACAGUUAUUAGAGUUCAACUUUUCGUUUUGUUUAUAUUUUCUAUGAAAUUUGCAUACUUUAUUAUGUUCGAUUAACUUUGAUAAGCUCUAUAAAAA
This is a messenger RNA of Hydra vulgaris (swiftwater hydra), 954 nucleotides long. RefSeq lists its product as uncharacterized. The record is from RefSeq and is a predicted model, not a curated record. Gene Ontology annotation, cellular component: membrane. Lineage: Eukaryota; Metazoa; Cnidaria; Hydrozoa; Anthoathecata; Hydridae.